Parastagonospora nodorum SN15 is the source of this 807-nucleotide messenger RNA. RefSeq lists its product as hypothetical. Gene Ontology annotation, biological process: mitochondrion organization. The record is from RefSeq and is a predicted model, not a curated record. Bases 1 to 807 code for a protein of 268 amino acids. Gene Ontology annotation, cellular component: SAM complex. The transcript is spliced from 3 exons. Lineage: Eukaryota; Fungi; Ascomycota; Dothideomycetes; Pleosporales; Phaeosphaeriaceae.
AUGUCGCAUACGGAGGAAGACAAAGAGCCUACACCGCAGAGUCAUAAUGCGCCGGCGCAACGGUCCUCGCGCAGCCUCCUCGCGGUCCCCACGCCAAUUAAGCAGCUCUUCGAUAUAUUCCCACUCCUCACAUACCCGGUCAACGACCUGCCCCAACGAGCACCCCAGGACCGCAACAAGCAUGUCUUGUACAUAUUUACAUCAGAAGACGGUGCGCUGAAGGGACUGCCUUCGUACAACCCUGCGUGCUUGAAGUGGCAGGCCUAUCUCAAGUUCUCCAAGAUCGACUUUCGAAUAGCCUCGGCAAACAACCAUGCAUCACCGAGUGGUGCUCUUCCCUUCAUAUUACCCGCUUCGCCUGAACCAUACAAACACAUCCAGCCGGUGCCAUCGGGGAAGUUGCAGAGAUGGGCAAUGAACAACAGCAAGAAAGCGGUCGAGGAGCCCGGAGACUUGCGUUCAGGCAAUCCCUUCGUCCGCCUCACAAUAGCCCGAGAGCUACGCACAGCAGCCGAGAAGGAACUGCUCAAAUUCUCGCCUGUCAUAAACGCCUCCACCCUCUACAGCCAGGCAGAAGAGGCCUUUGCAGCGCUAGAAACGCUGCUCGACAAGGACGAUUGGUUCUUUGGUGCACCGGGACCAGGGCUGUUCGAUGCCAGUGUCUUUGCGUACACGCACCUCUUAUUGGACGAGGGUCUCGGAAAGGGCUGGCUAGACACGCGUCUGCGUGACGCGCUAAUGUCGCGAAAACGCCUGACCUCGCACCGGAACCGCAUUCUGAGCACUUACUUUCCGGGACAGUCCUAG